Trichomonas vaginalis G3 is the source of this 3270-nucleotide messenger RNA. RefSeq names its product protein kinase protein. The coding region runs from base 1 to 3270 and encodes 1089 amino acids. The transcript has a single exon. Gene Ontology annotation, molecular function: protein kinase activity; ATP binding. The record is from RefSeq and is a predicted model, not a curated record. Gene Ontology annotation, biological process: protein phosphorylation. Lineage: Eukaryota; Parabasalia; Trichomonadida; Trichomonadidae.
AUGUUUCCUGAAAAAUCCGGAGAUCAAUUGUUUCAAUGCGUAAAAGUUGCAAACAAUAUCUUUCUUAUGGCUCAGGAUACAAUAGUUUAUCGUGCUUCCAUUGCAUAUAUUCUUCAACAAAUCAGAUCUUUCUUAUCUGCGAUUCAACCUUUAAAAAACAAAUCGCUUAAUCAGUCAGAAAUAGUGGCCUUGGAAAGGUUCACAGGAUUAGUCGCUCAUUUUUCAACAGUUAUACCGAAUUUAGGAUCGAAUUGGAUUAGGACAUGUUUAAACUGGCCUACAACUCAUGUCCAUGAAUACAUUGAUAAUUUUAGAAAAUCUCUUAUUGAAAUUUGCCAAUUAUUAUCAUUAGAUCCCGAUAAAGUUUUACAAUACGAUCAAAUCCAAGAUACUGUCAAUAAAAUUGCAGAUUUUCAGCACCUUAAGCAAGCUCUUACCGAAGUUCAGCAAAAAAGUAUUUCAAUUGAGAACGCCGUUGAUGUUCAACAGUUAAUUGAAACAAGACUUUAUUCGAUCAAUCGACAUUUGCCAAAGAAGAAUCAAGAUACAGUCGGCAUGCAUCACCCAACUACGGAAGGCGCUCCAAUGGAACAAAUCAGGUUCAGAAUGGAUGAUGCCUUGAAUCAAUUCCGUUCCAUUGAUAUUCCAUGCGAAGAUAUCAUUGUCGGAAAGACCCUCGGAUCUGGCGGCUUCGGCACUGUAUUUAUGGGAACAAGAAUCUCAACAGGAGAAUUAAUUGCAGUUAAAGAAGUCAGAAGUGACAAAUUAUCGAUUUCUACGUGGGCAUCUCUUUACUCAGAGGUUGCUAAUAUGGCAAACCUCAAGAAUCGUUACGUAUUGGAACUCGUUGGUGCUCAUAUCAAAGAACCUUAUCGUAUUAUUACAAGAUUCUGUCCGGGACGCUCAUUAUUCGACCGUAUACAUCGUUGUCCUCAGCAUCCACUCCCUCCUGCCCGUCUUACAGCCCUUGCUUACCAAGUUGCGAGCGGAAUGGCGUUUUUGCACUCGAACGGUAUCGUACAUCGUGAUCUCAAGACCAUGAAUAUUCUUCUCGAUGAAAGCGAUGCAGCGAGAAUCGCAGAUUUCGGUCUUUCCGGAAAUAUGAGAGACAAUAAAGAUCUUUACGGAACUCUUGGAACCCCGCAUUAUACAGCUCCUGAAGUACUUGCCCGUAAACGCUAUGGUCCAAAGGUAGAUUCUUAUUCUUUCGGUAUCGUUUUGUGGGAAAUGGAAACAGGUCUCAUUCCUUUCCGCGAGAAGACACACAAAGAGAUCAUUGACCACGUUGUUAACCGCGGCUGGCGCCUUCCUCUUUCUAGAACUGUUCCUGACAGUCUUCGACGCCUAAUUACUCGUUGCUGGUCCGAAAAUCCAGCAGAAAGGCCUGAGUUCGAGGAAAUUGUCGCACUUUUCAAGAAGGGGGAGGUCUAUUUCGGAACUCCAAACGAUCGUGUCCAAUUGGAAGCCGGAAAAGACUAUCCGCCGAUCGAUAAGGACCAUACCGUUCGUGUCCUGACUGAGCCUAACAACCCAGCUUUCUCAACACUUGUUGAUUUCUUCGUAGAUAACGUAUCUCCUUCAUUAUUAGACAGAAUAAGGACAUCCCGUAUUGUCGACAAUUAUACUAAGGACUCUGUCCAUCCAGAUAAAGUACUCUUGGCCUCAUCGAAGCUACUUCAACCGGAUGAAUUUCCGAAAUUCAUCCAAAACGUCGGCGGACCAAUCAUUGAGAUGAUCCUUGCCAAGGGAACACCAGCGCAAAUCACUGCAGCCAUCCGUUUCUGCAUUUCUGUUCCUUCUCCUCACACAAGUUUAGUUAGCAAGUACACAAAGACAUUUGUUUCAAAACUCGACGACCAAUCUAUCGCUCCUUAUGUUCUCAGACUAGUUGCUGCAGGUGGAGAAGGUGAAGUUCAAAAAUACCAAAAACAAUUGGUAGAUUUCUUCUCAAAACCAACAUCAAUUGUCGAAACACAAGAAACACUUAACGCUAUUACUUAUAUCAUACCUUUCAUUGCUAAUCAGCUGAAGAAUAUUGCAAAUCUUCUUUCUCUUCUCGAUGUUUCACUUUCUGUUCCUGAAAACUUUGCUCAGUUCUUAGUCGACAAUCUAAAUCCAGAUAAAGUUACUGAUUUGGUCACUUCACUUAUUUCGGCCGCUGAAAAAAGUGACAUCAGCAAGCCUCUUUGUACUGCAAUAAACAAGUGUACGGAUAAGCAGAUAGAGACACUUGCCGAUGACAAUAGGAUCCUUGAUCACAUACAAGGACUUUUGUCGUCAGGAAAAUGCGUACAAACUGCACUUUUACUGUUAUUUAGAAUGGCUAACAUCCCAACAAUAGCUCCAAGACUCGCCAACCAUCCAGCACUCGCAGCUCUGUUCGAAGUCAAGACUUUCACCGGCCAAAGACUUCAAAUUUUGACCGCAUUAGUACUUUGCAAACAAUUUGUUCUAGAUACAGCUAUGAUGAACGAUAUUUUGAAGAUUCUAGUUAGCAGCUUAUCCAUCGAUUCGCUCCAGAAGUACGCUCUUCUUCUUGUUGGAGCUUUAUCAAAUUCAUCUGAAGGCUGUACAAUUCUACAAGAAGCUGGCUUACUAGGUGUCUUCUCGCAGCUCUUCUUGAGUCCAGUUUGCAAUAAUCAGUACGUUGCUUUGACAAUUUUAAGAAAUUGCGCUCUUCAGAACGCAAACAUUUCCCAAAAGUCCCUGAUUAUUUCCUGUUUGAUGCAGGACUUGAGCUCAGCUGUAAAAGGCAGAACAACCAUUCUUUGGACAUUAAUUGCCUUACUCAGCCAAUCUCCUACAUGUGUACAAGAACAAGACAUACAGAACGCCGUUUUACCACUAUUGAGUGAGAGACAAGGCCCUGUAGUUAUUACUCUUUGUUUGAAACUGCUUGAUGCUUGCGAUAUGAAGAAACUUCGAUUGAUUUACAGACAAAUACUUAACAGAAUAUAUUUGAUACUUGCAAACGAUUUACUACUCAUUCCCGAUUUGAUUGCUGCCGCUGUACAGUUAAUUAUGUCUCUUUGGACAAUGUACAAACCAGAAGUCGUCCAAUUCGUCAGGGACUCAGAUUUCAUUGCCUUCUUGAGCGGAAUCAUCCCAAUGAUGAGUGAUUUCCCAGAACCACAAAGAUCAAUCCAAACUUCCCUGUUUUUGCUGUCACAGUCAUCAUUUGAUUCACAAGAAGAAUACCAUUCACCUGCUUCUGGAAAUGCUUCUAUGACUCAGAGAAAACAAAGUCAAUUUGUUCUUGAAGAUGAUUAA